AUCCCUUCGAAGUACAAGGCAUUUUAAAAUGUUUUUCAGAAAAGAGAAUGCCAUAAGGAAGUUGCAUGUUUCAGUGGCAAUUUACUCCUCCUCCGAUGAACUGUUGGUGCAGGGACGUAGUAGCAUCAAGCAACCCAGUGAUCCAGACCAGACUGCACGGACUUGUGGAGAGAGAGGGAGGGAGAUCGCCGAGCUGCCUCAGUUUCUGCAGAUUUGCCAGCAUUUGCCAGACCAAAGAAAGAUGCCUCUGGGUGAAGAUGGAAAUGGGUUGAAGAAGAAAACGUCAGAUAUUAAAGAGAUCUAUGACUUCAAAGAUGUCCUAGGAACGGGAGCAUUUUCUGAGGUCGUUCUGGCAGAGGAGAAGCAAACACAGAGGACAGUGGCCAUCAAGUGCAUCCCAAAGAAAGCCCUGGAAGGGAAGGAGAACAGCGUUGAGAAUGAAAUUACAGUCCUUCUCAGAGUAAACCACAACAACAUUGUGUCACUAGAGGACAUCUUCGAGAGCAAUUCCCAUUUGUAUCUCGUCAUGCAGCUAGUGUCUGGAGGGGAGCUUUUUGACAGGAUUGUGGAGAAAGGCUUUUACACAGAGAAAGAUGCUAGUAAACUGAUCCAGCAGAUCUUGGAUGCUGUCAGAUACCUCCAUGACAUGGGCAUCGUACACAGAGACUUGAAGCCAGAGAACCUGCUUUACUACAGCAUGGACGAUGACUCCAAAAUCAUGAUCAGUGACUUUGGACUAUCCAAGAUCGAGGCAUCGGAUGUCGUGAUGUCAACGGCUUGCGGCACUCCUGGAUAUGUAGCUCCUGAAGUUCUGGCUCAGAAGCCUUAUAACAAGGCUGUAGACUGCUGGUCCAUUGGGGUAAUCUCCUACAUUCUGUUAUGUGGCUACCCUCCAUUUUAUGACGAAAAUGAUGUCAAACUCUUCACGCAGAUUUUAAAAGCAGAGUAUGAAUUUGAUUCUCCAUAUUGGGAUGAUAUCUCAGAUUCAGCUAAAGAUUUCAUUUUCCACCUGAUGGAGAAAGAUCCCACAAAGAGAUUCACAUGUGAACAGGCCCUGCAGCAUCCAUGGAUCUCUGGGGACACAGCCCUGGACAGGAACAUCCACGAGUCUGUCAGCACUCAGAUGAGGAAAAACUUUGCCAAAAGCAAGUGGAAGCAAGCGUUCAACGCCACAGCAGCCAUCAGGCACAUGAAGAGACUUCAGCUGGGAAGCAGCCAGGAGAGCCCCGGCCAGGAGAGCCCCAGCCAGCAGAGCCCCGGCCAGCAGAGCCCCGGCCAGCAGAGCCCCAGCCAGACCUCACCCACCAGCCCCUGCCAUGACAGUGGUCUUGGGGAGGAUAGUUGUAAAUUCCACUAUUCCGGAACAGCCCCAUUCAACUAGCAGUGGUUGGCCAGCUAUACAGGUGGCUGCUACAAGAAUGCAGAGGCCAGUGCGGCUCAGUAGCUUGCAGACCUGUGGAUAAUGCUGCCCUCCAGCAGGAAGAGCUCAGACACAGCUGCAUCACUCCAACUGCUUUUUCAGUAAUGUCCAAAACCCUCCGCUGGAACUCCAUUUAUUCCAGAAGGAUCUACUAGGGAGGGGAGGCUGUGCAGGUUAAGGAAUCACUGAUAUUCAGAGAAUAAGACACAAGCUGAACAGUGUCACAGAUGGGAGAAUGUACAGGCCCAACAUACUAUUAGUCUACCCCCUCCAUGUAUAGAAAUGGGUUGGAUUUUUUGUUUAAAUAUCCCUCUCAGCCAAAAAUUUCACAGCACUCAGAUAAUCCUGUUUAUACGGUUUUUGCAGAGAUACUUCUGCUUCUGCGCUACAGAAGCAGAAGGUUAGAUACAUUCACGCUGAUCUUUUAUUCUAGCUGUCUCCCCUAGUCUAUCUUAAAAUGAGAUUAGAAUCCUGCAAAAUAUUAAUAACUAAAAUUAGCUAACACGGAACUAUUUUCUUUGCGUAUUUCUAUUUUUAUGGUUUGUUUUCAAUUCAAAUUAAGCAUAGUGGGGAUAUAUAUUCUCUGUGUGGAUUACAUUUAUUAACUUUUUUUGAAAUGGUACCAUGUAAUUCUAUAUCAAUCAUCAGUAUUGCUUAUGCUUUAUAUGAGGUAACUGAGCAGUGCUACAUAUCAGGUUGUAUAAUAAUUAGUAAACACCAUAUUUAUGCCCAACAUUCUAGGUACAGCUAUGAGGUCCUGGAAUUUUUCCCUGAUGGGAAAACGGGGAUAUUACUAAAGGGGUUUUUUUAUUGUCAUUAAACCAUAUGUCUCAUUUUCUUAAUUUAAGCAUCUCAAUAUUCUACUAAUCAUAGUUAUAUUUUAUGAUCCGAUAAAAUUCAGGAGGCAUAAGCGUGUUAAUAUAAGUUUAAGUGCCAUGUUGCUUAAAGAAUUAAAAAAAACGCUGGAACAUUU
Paramormyrops kingsleyae is the source of this 2393-nucleotide messenger RNA. RefSeq names its product calcium/calmodulin-dependent protein kinase type 1-like. The record is from RefSeq and is a predicted model, not a curated record. Gene Ontology annotation, molecular function: ATP binding; protein kinase activity. Gene Ontology annotation, biological process: protein phosphorylation. Lineage: Eukaryota; Metazoa; Chordata; Actinopteri; Osteoglossiformes; Mormyridae.